This is a messenger RNA of Micromonas commoda, 1625 nucleotides long. RefSeq names its product H+-or Na+-translocating f-type, v-type and A-type ATPase superfamily. Gene Ontology annotation, biological process: proton transmembrane transport. Bases 1 to 1515 code for a protein of 504 amino acids. Gene Ontology annotation, cellular component: vacuolar proton-transporting V-type ATPase, V1 domain. Gene Ontology annotation, molecular function: proton-transporting ATPase activity, rotational mechanism. The record is from RefSeq and is a predicted model, not a curated record. The transcript is spliced from 2 exons. Lineage: Eukaryota; Viridiplantae; Chlorophyta; Mamiellophyceae; Mamiellales; Mamiellaceae.
AUGAUACACCCCACGGACGACCUGCGCGAGGUGCUGGAGCGGGGCGCGCGCUGGAACGCGCUGCUGACCUCGCGCCUCGUCACCGACGAGGACCUGCAGGCCAUCCAGCGCUACGAGCUUCGCGACGAGGACGCGCGCGCUGACAUGAUGGACGAGGAGGGAGACGCGUGCGCUCGAGCGUUCCUCAACGUCCUCGGCGACGUGUCGCAGACCGAGUACGUCCAGUACGUCCUCGCGCUCGUCGCGCGGAUGCUAUCGGAUGACAAGACCCGCGCGGCGCACUUCCUCGCCGUCGAGAAGAAGGACGACGACGACAAGGGGCAGGGCGGCGGCGGCGGCGGCGGCGGCGGCGAAGCUUACGCCGUGUUCCUUCGGCUGCUCGCCGCGCCCGACUGGUUCACCCGCGAGAAGGCGAUGUUCUGCCUGACGCGGCUCAUCGAUCAGCGACCGGCGCGGGACAAGGGGCUUCGGUUCUCCGAGGACGGCGAGCCCGCGACUCCCGCGGGCGUCGCGGCUGUUCGACUGUCGCGUUGGCUGUGCCAGGAGCUCUCGGCGGACCCGCCGUUCCACCCGCAGCGCGCGGUCCCGUCGUGCGUCACCGCGCUCGCGUCGCUCCUCUCCAUCCGCGAGGUCCGCCCCGUCGCGACGCGCGCGGGGGCGGCGCGGGCCAUCGCCCCGCUCCUCAAGGUUGCCGCCGGGCCGCACAACGUGCAGGAGCUGUACGAGGCGGGUCUGUGCGCGUGGCUGCUCACGUUCCACCCGCCCGCGUGCGACGCGAUGGCGCGGUGCGGGGUGAUCCGGGGCUUGAUGGAGGUGGCGGGCGCGGCGGCGAAGGAGAAGGUUGUCAGGGUCGCGACGCUCGCGCUGAGAAACCUGGCGUCGGCGACGGGGGCUCGGGAGACCCGGGGCGAGGAGGAGGCGGAGGCGGGUUCAGACGGGACGCGGACCGCGGGCGACGGCGGCGGUGGCGGCGUCGUCGGCGUGAGCGGCGUCGUCGGCGUGAGCCUCGUGGCGCAGGAGUCGGCGCUUCGAAAGCUGGUUCAGAACUUGAGGCUUCGGGACUUUCACGACGAGGAGCUCCUCGCCGCGCUCGCCGACCUCGAGGACGGAGUGUUGGCCAGGCGCAAGGAGGCGAGCUCGUGGGAUCGGUACAGGGCGGAGGUCACGUCCGGUGCGCUGGACUGGACCGCCGCGCACAUCGACGAGGGCUUUUGGCGCGAGAACGCGUCCAAGCUGACGGAUAACAACUGCCAGCUCCUCAGGAUGCUCGUCGCCGCCGCGAGCGACCCGGGCGCCGAGCCCCGGACGCUCGCGGUGGUUUGUCACGAUCUCGGCGAGUUCGCCACGCACUAUCCCGCGGGCAGGUUCCUGGUGCAGGACCUCAAGGGUAAGGAUUGCGCGAUGCGGCUGUUGGCGCACGCGGACGACGAGGUUCGCAAGCAGGCGCUGCUUUGCACGCAGAAGCUGCUCGUGCAAAAGUGGCAGUUUCUGGGCGGCGAGGUUUCGAGCGCGUGAAACCCGAUCGAGGACGAAACGGCCGCGUGAAGAACGCCCAUCUGUAAUACACGACGUCUAGGCAACGCGUACUCGUGUGCACGCCGUAAUAAUAGAGCUAACAUGCCGCG